Molecule: messenger RNA, 1702 nt
Organism: Miniopterus natalensis
Lineage: Eukaryota; Metazoa; Chordata; Mammalia; Chiroptera; Miniopteridae
Source: RefSeq, a predicted model, not a curated record
CCUGCGCUGAAAGGGGCCCAGAGGGGCCGGCAUGGGCCUCGGGUUACCUGCGCCGUGGCUGCUGCUCUUCGCCGGGCUCCCAGCAGGGUGCCUGUCCUUGUUGGUGACGGUCCAGCACACAGAGCGCUAUGUCACCCUGUUUGCCUCUGUCAUCCUCAAAUGUGACUACACCACCUCCGCCCAGCUCCAGGACGUGGUAGUGACCUGGCGCUUCAAGUCCUUCUGCAAGGACCCCAUCUUUGACUACUACUCUGCGUCGUACCAGGCAGCUUUAUCCCUGGGCCAGGACCCUUCCAAUGACUGCAACGAUAGCCAGCGAGAGGUCCGCAUCGUGGCCCAGAGGCGGGGGCAGAAUGAGCCCGUACUGGGGGCGGAUUACCGGCAGCGCAAGAUCACCAUCCAGAACCGAGCAGAUCUUGUGAUUAAUGAAGUGAUGUGGUGGGACCAUGGAGUGUAUUAUUGCACCAUCGAGGCUCCAGGGGACACAUCAGGUGACCCAGAUAAGGAGGUGAAGCUCAUUGUCCUACACUGGCUGACGGUGAUCUUCAUCAUCCUGGGAGCCCUCCUCCUGCUCCUGCUGAUUGGUGUGUGCUGGUGCCAGUGCUGUCCCCAGUAUUGCUGCUGCUAUGUCCGAUGCCCAUGCUGUCCCGCCCGUUGCUGCUGCCCUGAGGAAGCCCUGGCCCGCCACCGCUACAUGAAGCAGGCUCAGGCCCUAGGCCCUCAGAUGAUGGAAAAACCCCUGUACUGGGGGGCGGACAGGAGCUCCCAGUUUUCAUCUUACCCAAUGAACCAACUGCUGCAGCGAGAUUGGUCCCUGCGAUCCAGCCUCCCACAGAUGCCAAUGACCCAGACCACCACUCAACCUCCCAUCACCAACGGAGUCCUAGAGUAUUUGGAGAAAGAACUGCGGAACCUCAACCCGGCCCAGCCCCUGCCCCCUGACCUCAAAGCCAUGUCUGGCCAGCCCCGCAGUAUGCUGUCCUCCCUGGGCUCAGAGGUCGUGGAACGCAGAAUCAUCCGCCUGCCUCCGCUGAUGAGAGACCUGCCGUCUUCUCGGAGGACCAGCAACUCCUCCCACCAGCAGUGGCUCACCCCAAUUCCUCCUGGACCCUGGGAUCUGAGGGGGGACAGAAGGCAGCACCACCACUCUGAUUUCCACCGGGAGCUACAGGACUGGGAGCCUAAGCUCUGGGCCCUGGAGCGAAGGGACCUGGACCAACUUCGCAGUGGAAGGCACCGCAGCACCAGGCUGAACGCGUCACCCAUGCCUUGGUCAGACAGGGACAGCCUCAGCGAUGUCCCUUCGUCCAGCGAGGACCGCUGGAGGUUCAACCACCUGCCUCUCAGGAGCCGCUACCCAGAGAGACCCCGCAGGCCCAGCCCCCGGGAGAGCGCCCACAGGCACCAGAGGCGCAGACACCGCAGCUACUCCCCUCCCCUGCCCUCAGGCCCCAGUUCUUGGAGCUCUGAGGAGGAGAAGGAGAGGCAACCCCGGGGCCGGGGGGCCCACCGCCGCCGCUCCCACUCCCCAAACUGGCCUGAGGAGAAGCCACCCAGCUACCGCUCACUGGAUGUCAUCCCAGGCAAGAAUGGCAGGAAAAAAGGGAAUGUGGAGAGGCGCUCGGAGAGAGACAGCUCCCAUAGUGGAAGGAGUGUGGUCAUUUAGUCACCGGGCGCAGCACUACUUCGGUGGCCACUUCUC